GGCUCCGGCUUUCGGUCACGACUCAUAUCGCGCUAUCUGAUUAAUCGCUCACGUCAACGGACGUCGCGAAGUGAUCCCACCGGAAUUCCCCGGGAGCAUCGAGAGGUCUUCAAGAUCUUCACCGGAAAUCGCGCGACCGUUCUGCCGAUUUUUCGUGGUGGUGCAAUUCGUGCUUUGAAAAAGAUUCCUGAUGCCGGCGUGCGACUGUCAGAACAGGACUCUGGACGAGUCGGAGGAGCACGUUUGUUCGCUGAAGCUACCGGUGAAGGACAAGGUCGAGGAGUCCACCGAGUACGCCAAUCCGGUUAGGUACAGCGAUGGCUCCGUACGAUUACGAAACCCCAAUAUCGAGCUCAUGGAUCAGGACAUAUUGUACCAUCUCGCACUCGGCAGCGGCUCCCACGAUCUGGUUGAGAUGUUCGGUGACGUCAAGUUCGUUUGCAUGGGCGGAACGCCGAAGAGGAUGGAGCACUUCGCUAACUACAUCAUGAAGGAGAUAGGUCACAAGCUGCCGGCCGGAACGACCCUUCUCGACAUCACCAAAAAUUCCUACCGCUACUCGAUGUAUAAAGUUGGCCCGGUUCUCUCUAUCAGCCACGGAAUGGGUAUACCUUCGGUUAGCAUUCUGCUUCACGAAGUUAUCAAGCUGAUGUAUCACGCGAAGGUAAAGGACCCAGUCUUCAUUAGGAUCGGCACCUGCGGUGGUAUCGGCUACGAAGGCGGUACGGUAAUCAUCUCGGAGGAAGCCCUCGAUGAAACGAUAAAACCUUAUAUGGAAUUGUUGGUGCUCGGAAAACUGGUGCGCCGACCAGCCAAGCUCGACCGUCAGCUAGCCCGCGACCUGAAGACUCUGGCUCACCGCGACGAUCCGUACGACACCGUGAUCGGCAAGACCAUGUGCUCGAACGACUUCUACGAGGGCCAGGGUCGUCUGGACGGCGCGUUCUGCGAGUUCAGCGAGGCCGACAAAAUGGAGUACCUCACCAAGCUGCAGAAGGCCGGCGUGGUAAACAUCGAGAUGGAGAGCCUCUGCUUCGCCGCGCUGACACACCACGCCGGCAUCCAGUCCGCCGUCGUGUGCGUGACGCUGUUGGACCGACUCAAAGGCGACCAGGUACUGGCGCCCAAGGAAGUGUUGGAAGAAUGGCAGAUGCGACCGCAGAAGUUGAUCGCACGCUACAUCACCACGUACCUUCAGCGCAAGGGCCGCCUCUCCCUCGAGGGGCCCCACGGUUCCAUGUACGUGAAGAGCCCGCGCCGGUUCAAGCUGGUACAGCAGGAGUCCGAGAAUUACGAUUAAAUGAUUCUCGAGCGAAUCCGAAGAAAUGCGGCCACGAAGAUCUCGCCGAGGGGCGAUCGGCUCGACUACGGGAUCGGUCAUAGGCCGCGCAAGAUGCUGUAUCUGUUUGUUUGCUCGCGAAAGAAAAAAUUGAUUUGCCCGCGAAGGGAGUCGCGUGACGAUACGGCGUAUCGAAAUACACAGGAGAGACGAAGGAUUCGAGCACACACAGGAAUGGAAUGGAUUUGAACAAUUUACAUAUCAUGCACCACAAUAGGAUAACUAUUUUUCGCGCCUCUAGAUAAACGCAACUGUGUCAACAAAACGUUUUAUUUUCCAUGCAUAAUAUUCGAAUUGUUCAAAUCUGCUUCUCCGUUAAUUAAAUCUUCCCUACUAGAUAGUUUCCCUCCCACUUGAAAUAUUUAAGAAGAAAAAAAGUUUCUUUUGCAGAUGAGAAUACUUCCGAGCACAGUUAACUCGCAAUAGUUAAAUUACGUAAAUCUUGCCUUGCAUUUUACUGUGCGCGUAUGUCAAUUUUGUUAAAUAUUCGAUUGGACCUUGAAUUACAUAAGUUUCGUUUCACCGACGAGCUCCCGCGUACCCUGCGUUCUGUAGAUUAUCGAUAAUAAAGUCGUAAUUAAGAGUUAUACAGUUCCUCGCACAUUGCGAGAAAGCACGCCGCCGUUGCGCACACCACGAGAACACGUUGGAUUCCCCGAGACCUAUCCGUGAAAAUUAAUCAAUACCGCGCCAAAGUUAUAUCGCACGUUUCGCGCGCGGUGACCCAAGUACAAAAUGUGCAGAAAACUUUACGAACUGCGCUCGAAAGCGAUGCACAUUUUUCCACGACCACAUAUCUCUCGAGACCGGACCGCGUCAUCCUUGAUCUGAACUGAUCUUCAAUCGUAAUUAAAAAAAAAAUACUAUCUUUCGAUCUGCAAUGUUAAACUCUGGCAGUUAAAACGUUAGCUCAAAUUUAAAUUCGUCGUUCGGAGGAUCAAUUAAAAGUACUUGAUACAUUCAAGAUGUACAGAAUUACAAUCGCUCCGCUGAUGAGAUGACGAAACUAUUUAGAAGAGACGUUAGUCAAAAUGGUGCAACCGGUCUCACGUAGCUCUGUAGAGACUUAAUUUUAGGAUUCUCGCUGGCAGGGACGCGCUGCAACUGCGCUGCGCGUCCGCGCGCAUAAACGCACGACAUUUCGGACGAUUCUUUUCCUUUCUCUCGUUCGUAGAUAAACCCUAAAAAUAACGGGCGACGAUGAUUCCUCUCGUAAAUCUUCAGGGAUUUAUAUUGAGAAAUUUAGACGAAAUCCGCUAACGGACCUAUUUCGCGGUUUAUUACGAGUGUUUUGCGUCGAGAGCAGUUUCGAGAGAACUUGUAAAUUUAGCUAUACGCACGCUCGCCGGCGUACGCGCCCGGCGACGUGAAGAAUCUAUGUAUUAGCACUUUUAGCAGUUUGGUAGAAGCACACAUUCCAUAUAUACAUAAAAAAAAUAUAUAUAUAUAUAUUAUAUAGUCAAACAACUAGCGCAUUUUCGUUCGACUGUUAUGCCGUAACGUGGACGGAGACUAUUAUGCAAACAUACAUUUGUACACGUACGCGCGACGUACAGAUAUACGGAAACACGCUCGCGAUCGUGCCCUAAAUUGCCUGGAUUAGGAAUUACAAUAAAAAAAUAACGUUUCAACACAAAGAUCGUCGUCUAACAAGUUACAUUCUCCUAGAAUGUGUUUCCGGAACACUAAAACUCAGGUGACUUAAGGAGGAAGAAAAAGAAAGCGGUUAAUAAUUGUCUCGUUGCACUUUCAGCUUCCUGCUGUGACUAACAUUCGCUGUAAUAACGAAGCUAAAAUGAGAAUGACCGAUUUGUUACAAGCAAUGUAAUAUUGUUAAUUGUAAUAACGUAUACAUUACCACAUUUCUCUGUAAAUAUUGGCUAAGAUUGAUCAGUAAAUGCAACACUUCGUGAUUUCGAAUGUUCAAUGUUACAAUUUCGCUUAAAAAAUUUAAAUCAAAAUGAAAGACGAUGAAGAUAAUUAACUUUUCCACGUCCAGAGAAAGAGGUUAAUAACCAUUAAUUAUUUCAUUAUCAGAAUAAUAGAUAAAUUUCCACGAUUAAAAUUGUAACAACUUUUUCAUAUGGAUAUUUGAUAUUCGUGUGCACUCACGCAUAUUUUCAAUCGCCACAAAAGGCAUAAUUAAUCGCGAGGCAAGCAUUAUAAAUGUAAAAAAAGAGAUAAUUAUUGCAAAGAAAUUAUUAAUUAUAAAUUAUAACAUAUGAACUCUAAUGAGGCGGCGUACGAUGUUAAUUUCAACGACAGCAAUAACUAUGUCCACAGGGUUGGGCAAAAUAUACUAUUAAAAUGUAUUUCAGGUACAAAAAAAAUAUUCAAUAUACUCUAUUUUCUAAUACUCUCCGUAACAUUUUAUAGUUUACAAAAUAAUAAAGCAUUAUUAAGAAUAUGAAGAUUUAAUUACAGAAUACAGAAUGAUAAAAGCAAUACUAUGCAUUUCACUCAUGAUUUCGUGUCAAUUCAAAACUGCGUUAUUAAACUUGAAAUACUGCCCAGUCCUGAGCGCCCACGUUACGUCCUGCGUGUGUGUGUGUGUGUGUGUUCGUUAUUAUCAUUAAUAUCCCCAUUACCUAGUGGAUAGCAAAAGUUGUAUAGUUGUGCGAUACGUCUUCAUUAAGAUUGUUGCUAACCGGCGCGUACAAUUUGCCUUUCGUCGUUCAUAUUCAUUGCGGCACGGAGGAGAGUCGCGGAGAGAUACGUAGUAUCAAUAGUGAAACAUUGCGUAAUAGUGGGGCGUUUUCGUAUUUUAUAUUUUCCUAAGAUAAAUUCCGGCACGUUGCUGGUGCCAAACGAACAAAUUCGGCAAUAUCUCUUUCGUCAUUUUUACUGCGUUUUUUUUUGCCGCUUCGCGGAUCAUUCUGUCAACGAGGGACGCUCGUUUUACUUGCAACGAGAUGUAAACGGUUAUACUUUCGAUUAUUUUUACAUGCCCGCAAUACAAUAUACAAGAUGUUCCAAGAAAGUUGGGGCACACGAACGGCAGGAUACUCUUAUUACCUUCACGUAUAUCUCGUUCAAGCUUGUGCUCUGUGAAUUUCUGAAAUUAAAGAAUUCCAGAGCAACAAUGAUCUCUACAUUUUUUUAAAGAAUUAAUCUUCUAAUUAAAAAAAAUACUUUUAAAUUAAUUUAUAUUAAAUUUCUCAUAUGUUUUAGAAAGCAGAUUAAUCACCGGUCAAUCGUUUACUGUAAUUAUUAAAGGCGGUUAGUUAUGAUUUUAUAAAAGAUAAAUCACUUUUUUUUUAAGGAAAAAUCGAACCCUUUAGGAGUAAAGUCUUGCUGCUGAUACACAUCGUCCUCGGGACAACCGGUGCAUAUUCUCGCCGAUUCUAGCUGUCGCCAUUCGUGUUUCUUUUCGUUCCACGAACAACGACAUAUCUGUGAUGAGUACUUAUAACGUGUGUACACAUACGAGGAGUAUUAAACAAAAAUUGUACCUAACGUUGAUACGUAAAGUAUAUGUAUAUUCGCUCGGCGAUCUUACCUAUUUUCCUGCGUAAUGGCUAUUUCUCUACUUACGAAAUGUUACAAAUUACUCUGUGAAACCUUCGUUGUUACCCCUUCCCCCCCCCUCCCUCGCAUAUAACUACUACACUAUUGAUCUAUUAUGUCACGCCGAGAUAUGUCGGCCGGACGUUCUACAUUGUAAGAUUGUUAAUAUUAUUCAGCUAUCUAAUUGUAUUCUCACUGUAAACUGUUAUUUAUAUACUAACCCACGAGACGUCUAACGUGUCCUUGUAAGAACUAAUUGCUGGCACAUGGAUUAAAUAAAUAAAAAAAAAUAAAAAAAAUAAGAAAGAAAAAAUUACCGUUGUUGAUUGUACGUUAUAAAAGGACAAUAAAAAAAAUAUUAUGUACAUAAAAA
Messenger RNA from Wasmannia auropunctata (little fire ant), 5219 nucleotides. Its product is annotated as uridine phosphorylase 1. Gene Ontology annotation, molecular function: uridine phosphorylase activity. Gene Ontology annotation, cellular component: cytoplasm; cytosol. The record is from RefSeq and is a predicted model, not a curated record. Gene Ontology annotation, biological process: nucleotide catabolic process; uridine catabolic process. Lineage: Eukaryota; Metazoa; Arthropoda; Insecta; Hymenoptera; Formicidae. The transcript has 6 exons. Bases 191 to 1300 code for a protein of 369 amino acids.